ACUCCAGGCGGUCAGACUCUUCUGCAAGCGGAGGCGGGCUGGUAGUGCUUCUGGAGAUGUGAAAACUUGGAGCGUCCUGCGGCCCUUCGUGUGUGCUCGUGCUAACGCUUGCUUCCCAGAGCCCUGCCUUGUCUCAAAGAGAAGAGAACAAUGACCAAGUUACAGGAGGCAGUGACAUUCAGGGACGUGGCCGUGGUCUUCAGCGAGGAGGAGCUGGGGCUGCUGGACGCUGCUCAGAGGAAGCUGUACCACGAUGUGAUGCUGGAGAACUUCAGGAACCUCCUGGCAGUGGGAGGCCAGAGUCCAGGCAAGACGACUCAUCUUCACACAACAGGACUGAGGUUUCUUUCACUGGGGCGGCUUCCGUGCUGGCAAGUGACAAGCCAUGAUGCCAACAAACUGGCCGGAGCUCCAGAAGCUGUCAUCAGCAUUCAGGGGAAGGGUCCUCACCUCCUGGAGCAGUGCCACUUCCCCUGCCACUGGGGAGCAGAGCAGCUUCCCCAGGCCUCCGAGGAUGCCAGCUGUCCGGAGAGUCCCACAAACAGCCAUUCCAGCAUUAUUGAAAAUCAGGAAUUUCUGUCUGGGAGGGCUCAGAGUUCUUGGGGUAAGACACAUCUUAGCAAGAAACAGAAGCCUCAGAAGCAGUGUCCGAAGACGCUGGUGAAAACGGAGCCUCGGCAGUUGCUUCCGGGUGUUGACACGCUGAGUUGCAUUUCCCACCAUAACAACGCACUGCAUAAAAGAGACAAAGCCCACAGCAGUGGUGACUGUGGCAAAGUCAUUUUUCCAGUGUCACCCAGCACCCAGCAUCAUGUUUACAUAGAAAGGAGGGUCUACCAAUGCAGCAAGGGCCAAGAAGCCUUGACUGACAGACCCAAUCACGAACUUCAUCAGCCUGUGCUAGUAGGGGAAAAGUCCCCUGUACGUAGUACACAUGAGGACACCCCCAUUCAACAAAGUGUUCAUCCAGGAAAAAAGCAAUACUCACGUCACAAGUGUGGCACAGGCUUCAGCAAGAACGCACAUCUUCAGACUAACCAGAGAGUGCAAACGGGCAAGAAGCCCUCCCACUGCGACAGCUGUGGGAAGGGCUUCAGCCGCACCUCAGAUCUCAACAUCCACUGCCGCGUGCACACUGAAGAGAAGCCUCACAAGUGUGAGGUGUGUGGGAAGGGCUUCACAAAGUUGUCACACCUCCAGGCCCAUGAGAGGAUUCACACAGGAGAGAAGCCAUAUAAGUGUGGAGACUGUGGCAAGCGCUUCAGCUGCAGCUCGAACCUCCACACCCACCAGAGAGUCCACACUGAGGAGAAACCUUACAAGUGUGACGAGUGUGGGAAGCGCUUCAGCUUGAGCUUCAACCUCCACAGCCAUCAGCGGGUCCACACAGGAGAGAAGCCAUAUAAAUGUGAAGAGUGUGGGAAGGGUUUCACUUCAGCCUCAAGCUUCCAAAGCCACCAGCGGGUCCAUACAGGAGAGAAGCCAUUUGUCUGCAGUGUCUGUGGGAAGGGCUUCAGUCGGACUUCAUAUCUUCAGACUCAUCAGAGAGUGCACACGGGGGAAAAGCCUUAUCAGUGCGACAGCUGUGGGAAAGCCUUCAGCCAGAGAUCCCAUCUCCUAGUCCAUCAGAUAAUUCACACCGGGGAGAAGCCGUUCAAGUGUGAGGAGUGUGGGAAGGAAUUCACCCAGAGCACAGGGCUUAGUAUUCACCAGAGGGUCCACACAGGAGAGAAACCCUACACGUGUCAGCAGUGUGGGAAGGGCUUCAGUCAGGCCUCACACUUCCAAAGACACCAGAGGGUCCACACCAAGGAGAAGCCCUAUAUCUGCGGCAUCUGCUGUAAGGGCUUCAGUCAGAGAUCGCAUCUCGUCUACCACCAGAGGGUCCACAGUGCAAGGAAUCGCUAGAUGUGUUCUGCCAUCAGAUGGACUCCAUGCUCCUCCUGAUGGUUAAAAUUGCCCCAAAACCCAGAGGAUUCAGAGAUUAACAGGGGGCUGCAUAUUAUUUUAUUUAACCCUCAACUCAUUCUCCUACUGGGAUCAUUAUGAAAAGUUCCUUAUUUAAUUAUAAAAGGAAGAAUUGUCAAUUGUCAGGAACAGACAACUGUCAGGAACAGCCUCAUACUUGUGCUAAGAUUUGAUAGUAUGGGUAGUUAAUCAAGAUUGACAAAGAGCUCGUAGCAGCUAUAUGUGAGAAAUUAACAACAAAUAUCCAAAAAGCAGGUGACUUCUGUUCAUAUAAAGAAAAAAGAAUACAAAUCCCUGAAAUGCUUCCGUUUCGUACUGAUGCAAGAAUGGUGGGAAUGGCUGGUUACAAGUCACAAAAAUAUAAAGUGAUUCGAAGUCUCAUAUGCCUCAGUUUAAAAAGUAGAGUUGCAUGCUAUUCAAAUGGUGUUAUUUGAUUUUUCUGAAUGUCCUACCAUAGUUGCUGACUUUCAGUAUGCAGGAGUUGUUUUGCAUAGAGUAACUCCUGAACUUAUUCAGGAUGAUUCAAAAUCAACUUCAAAUUUUUAUUCAAAUACAACAGACAUAGAAACCCUUUAUUGUAUACAAUACAGAUCAGAUCACAUACUGAUCUACCAGGCUUCUAAGCGCAAGGAAAUGGUGAAAAUGAUCAGCUAUUGAUAAGAAAUGUGCUAGAAGCUUUAGAAUUCCAUACGAAAUACAAUGUUAACAGGAAAGACUUUUUUUUAAAAUUUAUUCUAUGUGAUUGCAUGCAUGUCUGUGUAAGGGUAUAAGAUCCCCUUGAACUGGAGUCACAGGCAGAUGUGAGCUUCCACGUGGAUGCUGGGAAUUGAACCCUGGUCCUCUGGAAGAGCAACCAGUGCUCUUAAUCCAUGAACCAUCUCUUCAACCCAACAAGAAAGGUUUAAGAAAAUUUUCUGUCUCUUGGCAACAAGUCAAGGAAAUUAUAACAAAAUGCCCUACUUGUUCUUUCUAUAAUCAAACUCCAUUGCCCAAAAAAGUACUCAAAGAAAUGAAAUUUAGGCAAAUGGGUAUAUUUCAGUUUGCAGAGUUUGGAAAUUUAAAAUAUGUGUACCAUUCCAUAAACACAUAUUCAGGAUUUUAAUGGGCUAUGCUUUAAGUUCUUAAAAAAAAAAAAAAAAAAAAAAAAAGCUGAUUCUGUAAUUACACACUUUUGGAAGUUAUGGGAUUCAUUACACACUUUUGGAAGUUAUGGGAUUCAUGGGUAUACCUGUAUAGAUUAAAACUGAAAAUGCCCCAGUCUAUGUGCCUACUAAAGUGAAGCCAUUUUUGCAUGUCACAAUAUGAAACAUAGGUUUACCACACAAUCCUAGAGGACAAGCAGUUGUAGAGAAUCUAGUCAUGCUUUAGAGAGACGUCUAACAAACAGAAAGGGGUUACAAAUAUCCCACAGAUAGAGGACAUGAGGCCUUAUUAACUGAAAUUCUUAAAUGCUACUGAGAAGAAAAACAAUAGCUCCUGAGAGACGCUGGAUUAUAGAAAAAACAACUAAACUAAAUCAGCCUGCUCAUAUUAAGAAUGUCCUAGCUGGGCAGUGGUGGUGCAUGCCUUUAAUCCCAGCACUCGGGAGGCAGAGGCAGGCGGAUUUCUGAGUUCGAGGCCAGCCUGGUCUACAGAGUGAGUUCCAGGACAGCCAGGGCUACACAGAGAAACCCUGUCUCGGAUAAUAAUAAUAAUAAUAAUAAUAAUAAUAAUAAUAAUAAUAAUAAAUAAAACAACAAAAAGAAUGUCCUACCUUCAGAAUGGAAGACAGGAAAUGUGUGUCAUACAGGGGAAGAGGUUUUGUAUUGGUUUCAACAGGAGAAAACAAACUGUGGGUUCCACUGAAAUGUAUUAUACCCAAAUUUGAUCAGGGGAGACCCCUGAAGGUCUUGGCUACAGACAGCAAGAAAGAAAUCAUGAUGGCCAAUACCAGGUGACGUGGUGCUGAUCCCUCUCCAAGGGAACAUCUCUGAGACUGCCUGCGACUUGAAAAUCUCCCUCCAGCAUCGAGUUUGCUGGCAGGAUGCCAUGCUUCCUGCUGUGAUGAUGAACUGAACCUCUGAAACUAUAAAUGAACUCUAAUUAAAUGUUUUCUUUUACAAGAGUUGCCUUUGUUGUAGUGUCCCUUCGCAGCAAUGAAACCCAACCUAAGACAGUUAUACAGUCCAAACUAACUUGUAAAGACGACAGGUACCUUUCACCCGGUCAUACAAAGAGCAGAGAAUCAUAUUUCACAGAUCUGUGUAUAUUUCAAAUUCCAUACAUGUAUUAAUACAAAAAUAUAGCUACCUCUGAAAGUUAUAUUUUUACAGAGUAAGACAUCCAGAUACCAGUGAGUUGGAGCAGCCCUGACAGGAUUCUGAGAAGGAUGCUGAGAUACUGAGACUGUUUAUUCCAGCAUCCAACUUGAUCCAACCUUAGACUGCCUUAAUAGCUGUUUUAUCCAAACUUGCUUCAAGGACAGCUUCAAAGAAAGGUGCUGACAUCAGAAGACCCCAAAUGAUCCAGCCUCACAGACUGUUUCAGUCAGGACUUCAUUUAAGACUGCGCUUUUGUGACACACAGAGACUGGACAGCAAUUGUUACAGCGAGCUUUCUUAAGACUGGCCAGUAGCUCAAUUUUCUUGCCCUACCCUCAAUGGAAAAAAGAUGCCUCGGACAUCAAGAAGCAAUUUUAAUGACUCUCUAACUCUCAAAACAUGGGGUGGGUGGUUUUGCUCAUUUGUUGGAUGGUGAUCAUUCUUAAAAGGAUGUUGGUUACAAGUUGUUAAUGGUCUUGAUCAGGGAGGAAACAAGGUAUAGGUGAUUAGACUCAGGGAUUUCUCUCUUCCUUUUUCUUUCCUCUGUCCUUUCUUGUCAGGUGUUAAUGGGGAGAAGGGUUGAAAAGUGCUGGCAGAAUAUAGGAAUAAUAUAUUAAUAUGAUAUAAUUAAUAUAAUAUAAUAAUAGACAUAUGGUUAGGUUAUUGAAUCUACUCUUAAACUAUAGAGUUAUUUUUAGCCAAAAAUCUUACAAUGAUAUAGAUCAUUGUAUAUUGAUAUGAAAUUAAGGUUAUAUUUGCUUAAAAUAUAGUAUGUAAGUUACAAUUUCUAUUUAAGAUAUUGAACCUAUGCAGUUCAUUUUAAAAUACAAUGUGGAGUUCUAGACCUUGAAAUCUGCUAUUACAAAAUAUUUAGGAUAAUUAAGAAAUGUUAGUUGAUAGUCAGGUAAUCAAAUUCAUCUAGAUAGUAGUCUAGUUAAUUACAGAAAGAUGUUUUCAAAGUUGAACAGAUAGUAAAUAUCUAGAAACAAAGAAUGUAUGCCUAUUCAGAUAUACUAUAGUUAGAGAGCUGGUCUUCCAAAACUUCAGAGAUCCACAGAUUGUGGCACUUAAAGAUAUUUUAUUAAUUAAAGGCUUUUCUAGACAUGUCAGCUCCUGGAAGCACCCCUGUUCUACUUUUAAAAAGAUGCUGAGCAUCCAAGAAUCUCCAUAUGGAGUUUGCUUUAGAAUUGGUAAGCUGGGGCUGGAGAGAUGGCUCAGCGGUUAAGAGCAUUACUUGCUCUUCCAGAGGCCCUGAGUUCAAUUCCCAGCAACCACAUGGGGUGGCUCACAACCAUCUGUAGUGGGAUCUGAUGCCCUCUCCUGGGUGUAGGAGGAGAAGAAGAAGAAAAAGAAAGAGGAAAAGAGGGAAAGAGAGAAAGAGGGAAAGAGGGAAAGAGAAAGAAAGAGAGAGAGAAAAAGAAAGAAAAGAAAGAAAAGAAAGAAAGAAAGAAAGGAGGGAGGGAGGGAGGGAGGGAGGGAGGGAGGGAGGGAGGGAGAGAGGGAGAGAGGGAGGGAGGGAGGGAGGGAGGGAGAGAGGGAGAGAGGGAGAGAGGGAGAGAGGGAGAGAGGGAGAGAGGGAGAGAGGGAGAGAGGGAGAGAGGGAGAGAGAGAGAGAGAGAGAGAGAAAGAAAGAGAAUAGUGGUGGUAGUAGUAAGCUAGCCACCAGGAGAGAAACUGCCCUUGCUUCAACUGCAGACCAAACAGGCCAAACUUGAUGUAGGGAAGUCGGUUGCUGAGCUUUGCCAGGACAAGGUAGGCAAGCCCUUCAUAAUUCCUGCUUCACAAAACAGUCUGUCAUAUAUUGGGACAGAAGGCUGAGGAUGGGAUAGUUCAAAGUUCUAGAGAAAUUUGGGGUAGCUGUCCAGGCAGCCAGCUGUCUCUGUCAUGUCUAUAGUUUUGGAAGCUGCUUGCUCUGCACUUCCUGCGUCCUCGGGUAAUAUUGAUUCCUUCUCAAGAUUCUGAUUGGGUUGAAGGCUACGUUCUUCUUAUCUUCAACUAAGCUUAAGGUGUUUAGGAUUUAAGAAAAUGUUUUUAAAAGAUAUUUUUAUGUCUAAGUAGAUUUUUUUAAGUUGAUAAAAAUGCAAGGUAUGAUAGAAAACAAUUUAAGCAUAGAACUCUGAACUCAACCAGAUAGGAUAAAUAGUAGAGUACUUUCUCCAAAGUUGCCAAUUAUAAAUGGACUGGACAUUGUGAAUGGAAUUCUUACCUGAUAGUUUUCAUACUUGUUUCAUAAUUGUUCUUACUGUAUUUAGUUUAUUAUUAUAAGGAAAAGAGCUUUUCAAUGUACUGAAAGGGGAGAUGUUGGAGGAAGGUCUUGUGCACUAUGAAUUCAGAUGUUGGUUUCUGUGCCUCAGGACUGGUUAUAGUCCAGACACUGGCAUUGCCAUGAAUAUUGGACCAUCUCUUGUAUCAAUGCUCUCCAUUUAUCUCUGGGUGUUAUUAAAAAGCUAAACAGCCGGGGCUGGAGAGAUGGCUCAGUGGUUAAGAGCACUGAUUGCUCUUCCAGAGGUCCUGAGUUCAAUUCCCAGCAACCACAUGGUGGCUCACAACCACCUGUAAUGAGAUCUGAUGCCCUCUUCUGGUGUCUGAAGAGAGUGUACUCACAUACAUAAAAUAAAUAAAUAAAUUUAAAAAAAAAAAGCUAAACAGCCAGUGACUGGGCAGAGGAGAUAGAAAGGCUGGACUUCUGAUCUGAGCCAGGGGUUUGAGAGAGAAGAGAAAGAGAAAGAAUGGGGCCACAGGACCGGUGAAGAAGUACCGGGUCACCAUGAGGUCAGGCAUUGUGUGGAGUCACCAAGGGAGUUCUGCUUGAGAGUAAACAGGUGUCGCAGAGGGAGCUGAGGCAAGACUAAAUGCAAGUUGCUCAGGGCAUGUGGCUAGGAAGUAGCUUAGACAGCAUAGAGAGGGUUAGGAAUUCUGCUCAGUUAUUGUGCCUAAAACUUGGUGAAUAAAUCUAUAAAUGUCUGCUUCAAUUAUUUGGGAGAGAGCCCGUUAGGAAAAAACUGACACUUUUAAAUUUCAUCCUACAGGAGCAUUCAUGUUUGGGAGAUUGUUUGUUUCUUUUUGUUUGUUUAUUUUGUUUUGUUUAUUGAGACAGGGUUUGUCUUUGUAGACCUGACUAUCCUGCGACGUGCUCUGUAGACCAGUCUGGCCUUAAACCCAGAGAUCCAUCUGCCUUUACUUCUGGAGUUCCUCAAUUAAAGAUUUGUGCCAUUCC
This is a messenger RNA of Mus musculus (house mouse), 7485 nucleotides long. It is a transcript of the gene Zfp114, whose product is annotated as zinc finger protein 114. NCBI's taxonomy places the organism in Eukaryota, Metazoa, Chordata, Mammalia, Rodentia, Muridae. Gene Ontology annotation, cellular component: nucleus; nucleoplasm. The record is from RefSeq and is marked validated. The transcript has 4 exons. Bases 151 to 1908 code for a protein of 585 amino acids. Gene Ontology annotation, biological process: regulation of DNA-templated transcription.